UUUUUUUUUUCCUAUUCCAAAAAAGAAAUAACAACAUAUAUUAAUGUCAACACCCAAGUCUAUUCUACAUGGUGGUUAUCAUCACCCUCUUAGUCGCAGCUGGCAAGCGGAACGAACUGUAACAAAAGAUAUGCUCAUGUAUCCCAUCUUUAUUACGGAUGAUCCACAAGCUUUGGUACCACUCGAAGCAUUACCUGAACAAUAUCGUAUUGGCAUUGAUCGGUUAGAAGGUUUCUUAUCUCCUCUAGUAAAAAAAGGACUCAAGUCAGUGAUUAUUUUUGGUGUUCCUCUCAAGGAAGGUGUCAAGGAUCCUGAAGGUAGUAAGGCAGAAGAUCCUCAAGGUCCCACUAUUGAAGCAGUCAAGUUGAUUCGUCGAGUGUUUCCUCACGUCUUUGUUGCUUGUGAUGUUUGUCUUUGUGAAUAUACAUCUCAUGGUCAUUGUGGUAUUUUACGAGAAGACGGUACUCUCAAUAACACUUUAUCAGUAGAACGUAUGAAAAAUAUAGCUGUGAGUUAUGCAAAGGCAGGUGCUCAUUGUGUUGCUCCUUCGGAUAUGAUGGAUGGUCGUAUUGGUGCAAUCAAACAGGGAUUGAUGGAAGCUGGUUUGGCUCAUAAAGUCAUGUUGAUGUCAUAUGCGGCAAAGUUUGCUGGUGCUUUCUAUGGUCCUUUCCGUGAAGCUGCUAAUUCUGCUCCUUCAUUUGGUGAUCGUCGAUGUUAUCAAUUACCAAGCAAUGGACGUGGAUUAGCUCAUCGUGCGGUAUUACGGGAUAUGGAGGAAGGUGCAGAUGCCAUCAUGGUCAAACCUGGUACACCUUAUUUGGAUAUUUUACGAGAAACAGCGGAUUUGGCCAAGGAUUAUCCCAUUGCUGUCUAUCAAGUGUCUGGUGAAUACUCCAUGUUAUAUCAAGCUGCUAAGGCUGGUGUAUUCGAUUUGAAAACUGCUGUUUUGGAAACAAUGACUGGAUUUACUCGUGCUGGUGCUACUUUGAUUUUAACUUAUUAUACCCCUCGUUUAUUGGAUUGGCUUGAUGAAUAGGUUAGUUAUUUUAAUAGUUCCUCCCCUGUCGUCGGAUAAAAUGAUUUUACCCUUUCCACUUGAAAAAAAAAAAAAAUAAAGUUCACUCCGUCUCAAAAUAAAAUAAAAUAAAAAUAUUCUUGUUUUCUUACCUCUC
Halteromyces radiatus is the source of this 1172-nucleotide messenger RNA. RefSeq names its product delta-aminolevulinic acid dehydratase. The coding region runs from base 44 to 1036 and encodes 330 amino acids. NCBI's taxonomy places the organism in Eukaryota, Fungi, Mucoromycota, Mucoromycetes, Mucorales, Cunninghamellaceae. Gene Ontology annotation, biological process: heme biosynthetic process. The record is from RefSeq and is a predicted model, not a curated record. Gene Ontology annotation, cellular component: cytosol. Gene Ontology annotation, molecular function: zinc ion binding; porphobilinogen synthase activity. The transcript has a single exon.